Molecule: messenger RNA, 1591 nt
Organism: Dromiciops gliroides (monito del monte)
Lineage: Eukaryota; Metazoa; Chordata; Mammalia; Microbiotheria; Microbiotheriidae
Product: cytochrome P450 2C18-like
Exons: 8
Coding region: 154-1251 (365 amino acids)
Biological process (GO): xenobiotic metabolic process
Cellular component (GO): intracellular membrane-bounded organelle; cytoplasm
Molecular function (GO): iron ion binding; oxidoreductase activity, acting on paired donors, with incorporation or reduction of molecular oxygen, reduced flavin or flavoprotein as one donor, and incorporation of one atom of oxygen; heme binding
Source: RefSeq, a predicted model, not a curated record
CAUGGACAUAAGAUAAUUAAGGAAGCUCUGAUUGGUCAUGGAGAUGCAUUUGCUGGCAGAGGAAGCUUCCCAGUGUCUGACACCAUUAACAAGGGAUUGGGACUCCUUUUCAGUAAUGGAGAGAGAUGGAAGCAAAUCCGUCGCUUCACGCUCAUGACCCUGAGGAAUUUUGGGAUGGGGAAGAAGAGCAUUGAGGAGCGAGUACAAGAAGAGGCAAAGUACCUGGUGGAAGAGUUAAAAAAAACAAAUGGACAGCCUUGCGACCCCACCUUCAUCCUCGGGUGUGCCCCCUGCAAUGUUAUCUGCUCCAUUGUUUUCCGGAAACGUUUUGAAUAUCAAGACCAGAAGUUUCUUUCUUUAAUGGAGAUUUUAAAUGAAAGCCUCAGGCUUCUCAGUUCCCCAUGGAUACAGGUCUACAAUUUUUUCCCAUCUCUAGUCCAUUAUCUCCCAGGAAUUCAUCAUAAAUUAAUUAAAAACUUUCGUACCCUGAAUGAUUUUGUUUUGGAGAGAGUGAAGGAACAUCAAGAAACCCUGGAUGCCAGUGACACUCGGGACUUCAUUGACUGUUUUCUGAUGAAAAUAGAGCAGGAAAAGCAAAACCAAGGGUCUGAGUUUACCAUUGAAAAUUUAGUUUUUACCACUAUUGAUCUCUUUGGAGCUGGGACAGAGACCACCAGUACAACGCUGAGAUAUGGUCUCCUGCUUUUGCUGAAGCACCCUCAGAUAACAGAGAAAAUCCAAGAAGAAAUUGACCGAGUGAUUGGCCGAAACCGAAGUCCCAGCAUGAAAGACAGAAGUAGUAUGCCUUAUACCGAUGCUGUGAUCCAUGAAAUACAGAGAUACAUUGACCUCGUCCCUGCCAGCCUGCCCCAUGCAGUAACACAAGACAUUCAGUUCAGACAAUACUUCAUCCCCAAGGGCACCACCAUAAUACCAUUGCUGACUUCUGUUCUGUAUGAUGAUGAAGAAUUCCCCAAUCCAGACCAGUUUGACCCACACCAUUUUCUGGAUGAAAGUGGCAACUUUAAGAAGAGCGACUAUUUUGUACCUUUUUCAACAGGAAAACGGGCAUGUGUUGGCGAGGGCCUGGCUCAGAUGGAGUUGUUUCUCUUUUUUACCACCAUCUUACAAAAUGUUACCUUGAAGCCUGUCAUUGACCCCAAAGACAUUGACAUCACUCCAGUCGCCAAAGGGUUUAACAAUGUGCCUCCCUCUUAUGAGAUCUGCUUCCUACCUUCCGAGAGUGUGUAAAGGCCCCCGCCAGCUCACCAUCCUGUAUACGCAUUGGACUCAUUCUCUUGCCUGGCACUCUAUGACUUCAGCCAAAUGGACUUUUCCAGCCUCAUUUCUAACUGCUCCCUUUGACUUUAAUAAAAAGAGAUUAUGAGCUCUCCCCCUGCAACACUCCUCAGGCUUCUUGCCACAAUGCUUUUGUUCCUGUCAAUUAUCCCUAUGCCUGAGGUAUUUCCUUCUACUCUUUAUCUUCCCCUGUUGAAAUAUUACCCAUCCUUGAAGAUCCAUUUAGAUACCACAUCCCUAUGAAUUCUUCAACACUUAAGGUCUGAACUACACAAUAUAACAUUUAAUUGUA